UUCAUCCUUACAGCGUUUUCAUGAGCAAAGUGACGUCAUUAAUACAUGAUGUCUUCAGUGCUCAUGAUGCUUCUGGUUGGAAGGUGGGUCACCGUGAGUAUCAUAUAGUUGUAUGACGUCACAAAUGCGCGAAAAAGUGACGAUUUGAAGAAGAGAACACAGAAGACGUUAAGAAGAGAACACGUUAAAAAGAAAAGACGUUAAAAACUUAAAAAUUUGAUUGGCGAAAAUGUCGGAUAAAUUAAUAUCUGUCCCUGUUUUCAUCGAAGAUAGUGGCGAAACAUUAAUAUUGAAGCUUUUGCCACAAAAUGCGAAGAGAGCCAGUAUGGAUAUAAAUUAUAUAACAAGCCUCGUUAAUAAAAUUUAUGAUAAGAGAAGCCAAGAUUUGAUGAAUGAAACAAAUAUACGAAUUUCAACUGAUCAACACAAUGAUAUUGGCAUUUCAACAGUUGUUCAGUCUCUACAUGAUGAUGAAUCUUACACACCAUUUCUAAAAUCACAAGACUCUGAUGUCGAUCCUAAAAAUUCAAGUGAGUUACAGCAAAUGAAAAGUCAUUAUUCGUGUGGCCGUCUAAAUGUGUAUACCUGUUGCUCGAAAAAUAUGAGGAACGAGAAGAAAAGUUUACAGAAAGUACGAAACGCCACAAUAAAAUUUGAGAAACCAUCGCUGAUGAAAUAAGGAAAAUAAAUAAUAACUGUAUUAUAAGUGGAUCGCAAUGUGAAUUGAAAUUAAAUGGUUUGAAGAAGACAUAUCAAAAAAUAUUAAAUCACAAUUCUGUGUCAGGAAAUAACAGAAAGACGUGGCUAUUUUGAAAGAAUGCAUGAAAUUUUUGGAAAAACAGGAUGGGCAAAUCCUAAAGUUAUUGCUACAGAAGCUGGACCAAGUGCUCAGCAGGCAAUCGUAUCUGAUUCUCUUUGCACAAAUGAUGAUAAAAAAAAAGAUGUAAUAAACGGAAAAUUGAGGCUGUUUUAGAUGAUUAUAUAUCAGAUAUGAAAGAGG
Messenger RNA from Harpegnathos saltator (Jerdon's jumping ant), 1000 nucleotides. RefSeq lists its product as uncharacterized. NCBI's taxonomy places the organism in Eukaryota, Metazoa, Arthropoda, Insecta, Hymenoptera, Formicidae. The record is from RefSeq and is a predicted model, not a curated record. The transcript has 3 exons. Bases 230 to 679 code for a protein of 149 amino acids.